Zychaea mexicana is the source of this 350-nucleotide messenger RNA. RefSeq lists its product as uncharacterized. The record is from RefSeq and is a predicted model, not a curated record. The transcript has a single exon. NCBI's taxonomy places the organism in Eukaryota, Fungi, Mucoromycota, Mucoromycetes, Mucorales, Lichtheimiaceae. The coding region runs from base 61 to 276 and encodes 71 amino acids.
GCCCAUGACGCGCAUCAUUACUUAUCCCUCUACUUUGCUACCUACAAUGGAUUUUUCUCUAUGACGUACUACUUUACUAGAUUUAGCAUGGCCUCUCAACUAGUUUUAUCAAGUUUGUGCAUUCCGUUUAAGAUUGUGCAUUCUGGGGCUCAUAACAGAGUUAUCUUACCCGUUCACCCUUUGCCUUUUUUGAGCCACUAUACAUUAUACACGCGUAGAGACACAGCAGCUGUGUGUACUGCCGGUUGUGGUUCCAUUCCUCCAAUAUUACGAUAACAUAUUGUACAAUACUAAGUCGCUCUAAGUACUAUGAGUUCCACUUUUUUUGUAAAAACUGUGCUUUCAUCUUU